Molecule: messenger RNA, 931 nt
Organism: Sitophilus oryzae (rice weevil)
Lineage: Eukaryota; Metazoa; Arthropoda; Insecta; Coleoptera; Curculionidae
Product: programmed cell death protein 6-like
Exons: 4
Coding region: 163-684 (173 amino acids)
Molecular function (GO): calcium ion binding
Source: RefSeq, a predicted model, not a curated record
AUAUAAAAUUUUAAUAUUCUGUGGUAAGGUUGUCCUAUCCUUUUUAAAUUUUGAAAUUUUGUUAAAAUUGAUCAAACUAAUUUAUCUUUCAAUUAAAAACUUUGAGCUUUGAACUAUUAUAAACCGAUUAUAUCAAUUGGUAUAUAUAAAGUUAAAGGAAAUAUGGCCCUUCCAAACCAAGAAUUUCUAUGGGGAAUAUUUCAAAGUGUUGAUCGGGACAGAAGCGGCUUUAUAAAUGCCAAUGAAUUACAGCAAGCCCUAUCAAAUGGAACAUGGAGUCCUUUUAAUCCUGAAACUGUAAGAUUAAUGAUUGGUAUGUUUGAUAGACACAAUAAAGGUCAAAUAGGUUUUGAUGAUUUUGGAGCAUUAUGGAAAUAUGUAACUGAUUGGCAGAAUUGCUUUAAAUCAUUUGACAGAGAUAAUUCAGGAAAUAUUGAUAAGAGUGAAUUAAAAACUGCUCUUACUUCAUUUGGAUACAACUUAUCCGAUGAUUUGAUGAGUACACUAGUUCGAAAGUUCGAUCGUGUCGGAAAUGGAACUAUAUUGUUUGAUGAUUUCAUUCAAGCUUGCAUUGUUUUACAUACCUUAACAUCAGCAUUUCGACAGUAUGACACUGAUCAAGAUGGUGUAAUUACUAUUCAUUAUGAACAGUUUUUGGGUAUGGUACUAAGUUUAAAAAUCUAAAUCAACUAUUAAAUUUUAUAUAGAUGUUACUCAAUUUGCUAUUAGGUAAAAAAUACUAGAGCUGGAUUUUUUUAUAUAUCUUAGUUGCCUUGGUUGCCUUAAGUGUUAAUUUACGUACAUCUAUGCCAAAGUAAAAUGUCAUAACAUUCCCAAUAUAUACAGAUACAGUUAAAUCUAGUUUGAAGACAAUAAUCAUAUCAGUCCAAAGAUGUAAUCUCAAUAAAUAAAUAUAUUUUAAAAGAUCAUA